AGCCCGCUUUGUGGAUAACGACCCCCACUAUUAGGGCGGAGAGACAUGUAGUAUCUUGUUAGUAUAUCCAUCAUCUUUGUCAAUGACAAUUUACCCAAUUUAACCACGACAUUCACAAGUCAGAGAGCAUAACCGAUGUUAGAUCAGCGCCCUGGAGCAAACUAUCGCUGAACUGCGGCAGUCGUGUGAUAGCGACUGUUGCUUUUGUUAGCAAAAUGGCGACAAGCGGAGAAGCCCCGGAAUCUUGGUAUCUGGCUCUGCUCGGCUUUGCGGAACAUUUUCGCACCUCAAGUCCCCCCAAGAUCCGUCUCUGCGUCCACUGUCUGCAGGCGGUGUUCCAGUUUAAGCCGCCGCAGAGGGUCGAAGCCCGAACUCAUCUCCAACUGGGCUCGGUACUCUACCACCACACCAAGAACACGGAACUCGCCCGGAGCCACUUGGAGAAAGCGUGGUUCAUAUCACAACAAAUCCCUCAGUUUGAAGAUGUCAAAUUUGAGGCUGCAAGUCUUCUGUCAGAGCUCUAUUGCCAACAGAAUCUGGUUGACUCUGCGAAGCCCUUGCUGCGGAAGGCCAUUCAGAUCUCCCAACAGACUCCCUACUGGCACUGCAGAUUACUCUUCCAACUGGCGCAACUGCACACGCUGGAGAAGGAUCUAGUGUCUGCCUGUGACCUCCUGGGGGUCGGGGCAGAGUAUGCCCGGGUAGUGGGCUCCGAGUACACCAGAGCCCUCUUUCUUUUGAGUAAAGGAAUGCUGCUGCUGAUGGAGAGGAAGCUGGGGGAGGUGCACCCCCUGCUGACUCUGUGUGGGACCAUCGUGGAGAACUGGCAGGGAAAUCCCAUCCAGAAGGAGUCCCUCAGGGUGUUCUUCCUGGUGCUGCAGGUCACACACUACCUGGACGCUGGACAGGUGAAGAGUGUGAAGCCGUGUCUGAAGCAGCUGCAGCAGUGCAUCCAGACCAUCUCUACACUCCACGACGACGAGAUCCUACCCAGUAACCCUGCCGACCUGUUCCACUGGCUUCCCAAGGAGCACAUGUGUGUCCUCGUCUACCUGGUGACAGUCAUGCACUCCAUGCAAGCAGGCUACCUGGAGAAGGCCCAGAAAUACACAGACAAAGCUCUCAUGCAGCUGGAAAAGCUCAAAAUGCUGGACUCCAGCCCCAUCCUCUCCACGUUCCAAGUCAUCCUGCUAGAACACAUCAUCAUGUGUCGUCUCGUCACUGGUCACAAGGCCACGGCACUGCAGGAGAUCUCUCAGGUGUGUCAGCUGUGCGCUCAGUCCCCAAGGUUGUUCACCAACCACGCAUCCCAGCUACACACCCUGCUAGGUCUGUACUGCAUCUCCGUGAACUGCAUGGAUAACGCAGAGGCGCAGUUCACUGCUGCCCUGCGGGUGAGUGACCUGACGACGCACCAGGAGCUGUGGGCGUUCAUCGUGACCAACUUGGCCAGCGUCUACAUUAGGGAAGGCAACAGGCACCAGGAGCUUUAUAGCCUGUUGGAGAGGAUAAACCCAGAUCACAACUUCCCUGUCAGCUCUCAUUGUCUGCGAGCAGCAGCCUUCUACAUCCGUGGACUGCUCUCCUUCUUCCAGGGACGAUACAAUGAGGCCAAGCGGUUCCUGAGGGAGACUCUGAAGAUGUCCAAUGCUGAAGACCUGAAUCGUCUGACUGCAUGCUCUCUGGUCCUACUGGGCCAUAUCUUCUACGUACUGGGGAACCACCGGGAGAGCAACAACAUGGUUGUUCCAGCUAUGCAGUUGGCCAGCAAGAUCCCCGACAUGUCAGUCCAGCUCUGGUCCUCAGCUCUGCUCAAGGAUCUGAACAAGGCGUGUGGGAACACCAUAGAUGCCCAUGAGGCGGCUCAGAUGCAUCAGAACUUCUCCCAGCAGCUCCUGCAGGACCACAUCGCUGCCUGCAGCCUCCCUGAGCACAACCUCAUCAGUUGGACGGAUGGACCACCUCCAGUGGGACAGUUUCAGGCACAGAACGGACCCACUACCAGCCUGGCCAGCCUGCUCUGAGCACCACCACGCCAUGACCGGAUGAGAGGGGAAGGGACCGGAUGAGAGGGGAAGGGACCGGAUGAGAGGGGAAGGGACCGGAUGAGAGGGGAAGGGACCGGAUGAGAGGGGAAGGGACCGGAUGAGAGGGGAAGGGACCGGAUGAGAGGGGAAGGGACCGGAUGAGAGGGGAAGGGACCGGAUGAGAGGGGAAGGGACCGGAUGAGAGGGGAAGGGACCGGAUGAGAGGGGAAGGGACCGGAUGAGAGGGGAAGGGACCGGAUGAGAGGGGAAGGGACCGGAUGAGAGGGGAAGGGACCGGAUGAGAGGGGAAGGGACCGGAUGAGAGGGGAAGGGACCGGAUGAGAGGAUAGAAGUGAAGGGAAAGAAAAGAAGAGGGAGACUCGUAAUGCUGCUGAUCUGCAUACAGCCUGGAUGCCGGUCUGUUUGAACAUUGUUGUUACCAUGCCAAUGAGAAGCGCUAACUAAUGCUGAAAUGGAGAGAGAACCUCAGACUGCCACCGGCCAUUUAAUGAAAGUAUAGUACCUUUGAGUUGAAACCUCACAUCAAAUCUUUAUUUUUUUCUCAAGUUUUUACUGAUAUCCACAUGGCAGUCCAAGCUAGCUUUUUGGUCUAGCCGGUGGUGUGUAUGGUUGACUUUGAAUUGCUGACAACAAGGGUUCCGUAGAAGGUUUUUACACGCAGAGAGAAAAGACACCGCCCCUACCCCAAGCUCAGAGCAGAACAAUAAACCAGUGAGAAGACGGUCACUGGAGCGAGAGAACUUUAAAAAAAUGGUUAGGUCCUACACAACAGUCCUAGUGGGCAGUAAAGGCAUUGGAUUGGGUGAAUAUUUUAGUCGUUUUUAUUAUUUGUUUUUUUACUCAACUUUUUAAUGGCAGCGGUGUUGGCACCCCCUUUUUUCGCAUCUAAAAAGUAUUGUCCGCCUGAACUCUACUACAGUACCCAUUGCAGCCAGAGGGGGGCACUGCAUAGUCAUAUUUGAGAAACCUGUUGGUGAAAUGGCAAAGGACACUUAGUUGUAUUUUAUGAAAGUUUUUAAAUGGUGGUAGGGUUUUCAAGAAUACCACAAUUCUUAUUCACUGUGUAACUAUAUGUGAGUCACUUUUUUCUUUGUAUGGUGUAUCCCAAUGCUGAUUCUUAUUUUCCAGACUUACAAACCAUUUUGCAAUGACACCUAUGUGUUGUAAAUAUUAACAAUUUAUUUUACCAAAUGAAUCAUUUAUUAGAUUUUGUAAAGUUUAACUAUUUAUAUACCAGGUUUGACAAUAUAUUAGUUUCACUUUUCUUUCUUUAUGCAGAUAUGUUUUUGUAAAAUGGCAUGUGAACAUUUAGACUUUUUCCCCAUUGUGUAUUCUGCUGUUUUUUAUGAAUGAUUUAAACAUUUUAAAAGCCAGGUUUGGUCAGUUGUGGAGCAAACUGCUCGAGCUACGCCAGCCUUAUCAAGUCUUUUAUACUAUGGGGUUAUUAUGGGUUGGUUAUUUUCUUUAUGCUGGUAUUGUUUUAAAUAAUUCAACACGUUAUCAUAAAGUCUCAUAGAAUUGCUAAAUGAAAUUGAGUUAUUUUGCAUUGAUUUAAAAAAAAUAAAAAAAUAAUGCUGAUCUGAA
Oncorhynchus masou masou (cherry salmon) is the source of this 3632-nucleotide messenger RNA. Its product is annotated as MAU2 chromatid cohesion factor homolog. Lineage: Eukaryota; Metazoa; Chordata; Actinopteri; Salmoniformes; Salmonidae. The transcript has 19 exons. The record is from RefSeq and is a predicted model, not a curated record. Bases 216 to 2024 code for a protein of 602 amino acids. Gene Ontology annotation, molecular function: protein binding; double-stranded DNA binding. Gene Ontology annotation, biological process: maintenance of mitotic sister chromatid cohesion; mitotic sister chromatid cohesion. Gene Ontology annotation, cellular component: SMC loading complex; chromatin.